Molecule: messenger RNA, 4849 nt
Organism: Penaeus indicus
Lineage: Eukaryota; Metazoa; Arthropoda; Malacostraca; Decapoda; Penaeidae
Product: protein artemis-like
Exons: 7
Coding region: 149-2803 (884 amino acids)
Biological process (GO): interstrand cross-link repair; double-strand break repair via nonhomologous end joining; telomere maintenance
Molecular function (GO): damaged DNA binding; 5'-3' DNA exonuclease activity
Source: RefSeq, a predicted model, not a curated record
CAUUUUCCGAUGAAAUUCAGUCAUGAAUCACGUUUGCCCCGAUAACCAUGGCCGCGGCGUGUGAGAUGGCCCCCCGUUAGCAUGUGGGCGGGCAUGCACCAAGCCCUGAUGAUGCCAGGAACCGAGUGACCUGACCUGACCUUGCGCCAUGAGCUCGUUCUCAGGCAAGAUAAAGGAGUUCCCGCAGAUCUCCGUGGACAGGUUCGAUGGCCGUAACCUCGCCAGUACCGCUUAUUUCCUCAGCCAUGCCCAUUCCGAUCACAUGAUUGGGUUGAGUUCACCCCAGUUCUUGGAUCACCUAGAGAGUAAUAGUGGCGUCUAUCUUUACUGCUCUGCUAUCACGGCUCGCUUUCUGCAAGCAUCUAUCCGACACCGCCCUUUGGACCCAUUUGUGAGGCCAUUACCUCCUGAAGAACCUGUCAAGAUAACAGUUCCCAAUGUUGCUGAGGAAGCCAGCCAUCAACUCUGUGUCACUCUUAUACCUGCGGGACACUGCCCAGGAUCAGUCAUGUUCUUGUUUGAGGGAAGAGGAGGAACUGUUUUAUACACUGGGGAUUUCCGUACAAGUGUAGGAGAUGUAGAAAGAAUACGAGCAUUACACAACUCAGAUGGCACUGUUAAGGCUGUAGAUUCUUUACAUAUAGACACCACUUUCUGCCACCGUGAUAUCUUGCACUUUCCCUCAAGAGAGGAUAGUUCAUCUGCCAUCUGUGAUCUUGUAGAAGACUGGCUGGCAAGAGGAAAUAACCAUCUCAUACACCUUGUGUGCCCAGCAAAAUAUGGGUACGAAUAUGUAUACCGGAGCCUCCAUGAACGCUUUGGGAUGCGUGUGCACGUCAGUCGGUGGAAGUAUCGCAUGUAUGACACGGUACCAGAAAUUCAGGAUGCACUUACCCCAGAUGCAACUGAAACAUGGAUUCAUGCCUGUGAUUGGAGGAUGAGAGAAAUCGAGGAGGGUGAAGACCAGAGUGACCGCCAGCUUCCAUGCAGAUGUGUUCCGUUUGGAGUAGAUACAGCACCAAGUAUACGAGUUAUUCGACCGUCAGCAAUGUUUUACACAGUCUAUCAGUCUGCUAAGGAGGUCAAGCAAGUCAAUAGAGAUGGAAGUUUCUGCAGAGUGCUGUUAUCCAUGCAUGCGUCUUGUUCCGAAGUUCUAGAUUUGGUAUCAUAUCUGCGGCCAAGAAAGGUCUACCCAAAUGUCAUUCCUAUGAAUUCUUCAAAGGAAGAGGUUUUGAAACUUCUUCAUGAGGCCUUGAAUCGCUCUGGAGACCACUAUAGCAUUGAGUAUGGUGGCUCUCAACGCCGGAGUUUGGGUUCCUUUAAGAGACAGUUGCAAAGCAAUGAGAGCAACAGCAGUACACUAGAGGCAGCAAUGUUGGAUGGAUUCCUGACUUCCCCAAGUAAACGUCGGAGGCACAGUGACAGCAACAUGACUUUAGUCCUCCCAACUCCUCGAGGCAAUAUGAAGGGAUCACUCAGCCUGGAAGGAGAAGCCAGAUGUGAUGCUUCUGAGGGCAAUGUAGCAGGUACCUCAGGGAAUCCAGGGACUCAGGGAUCACCAGGGAUUAACUUGGAGUGGACUGAUCCUUACACUCCAUCCCCCACUUCAUCUGCAUCUUGUAAAUAUGUGACCACCCCAACUUCUAGUCAAGACGAGCAACAGACGAGUUCAAAAUCAUCCAAUUCUGCUAAAGUCAACCUUAGCAGCAAGUUAGAAACUGCCAAUGUAGGAAAUAUUGUAAGUGAUAGUGCAAUAAGAAAUGUGAUAGUCAAAGUUUCCCCACCUGUGACCAGUAGAGUUGUAAGUGCUGGAACAAGUAUCAAGGGUAGUGAUAUUGGUAGGUAUGGUUAUAGUCCCCAACAGAUGUCGGUUGAUGCUGAUGAAGAAGGGGACAACCAGUCAAUAAGUAGCUUGGUUAAAAGUCAAGAUAGCAUUGACUUAGCUAGUGUAUUUUCUGAUGAUGUUGGAGAGAGUUCAGUGAUGACAGACUUGAAAGAUGAAAGACCAUCAUCAUCUGCAGGUGUUGCUGGGGAAAGUGACAUCAAACGAAGCAGGAAGAUGUGGUACAAACAUAAGUAUUUUUCCACACCAGUUCAUGAUGAAGGAGACAAGCGACUUAAACUGGAACCUAAGCCCUCAUUUGGACCACGAUCAUCCUCACUUCCUCUCCCAGAGCCUGACCGUGAAGGGAUAGUUUCACCUGAUCUAUUCCCAAGUCCUGAAGCAGAUCGUAGUCUUCCUCUCAUCACUGUUUCUUCUCCAUCAGAUCAAGCCAGUGAGUCGCAGGUAUCUGAUGAGACUAAUGUUACCAUUGUCUUAAGUGGCAGCUCGGGAGAACCAUCUGACCUUGAUGUUAUGUUAGUGGAUGAACUUCCAGCAGACCAUACUCUGUGUUCUGAAUCCCCUCACUCAGUGAGUCCCUCAAUCCCAAGACCUUCAGUAAUUUGUGGCCCUCCACUUGUUACUGCUCUACUUGACAAAGAUUCAGGAACUGGUUCUGAAGUGAAUACACACUCAGUCAUCUCAUCCCCAAGUGAUUCCUCCAACAGCGAUUCAGCAGGGUCAGGACGCAGUGUCCCUCCACUGAAAUCUCCAGUGCCCAGUAACUCCCCAAAAGUAGUAGACCUUGUAAGUGAUAGUGACUGCACACCAGAACUAGAAGACUUGUUAAUACGCACGCACCAGGUCACAGGAGUCACAGUGAAAACCCAGGAUUGUUCGGGGAGAUCUUCGUGCCUCAAGACCACAAGAAGGAGAGAUAAUGAAGUUGAAGUUGUGACUUUGGAUCAGCAACGCCUAUGAAGCAAGACUUUGUAAGUAGUUUUUUUUUUUUGUUAUUCAAGUCUCCAAGUUUAUAUUGACAUUGCUUACAUUGUUUUAUCUUUUUAUUUUGUGUAAUAUUUGUAAUGUUUUCUUUUAUAAUGGAUGACUAAAAUAAUGCUCUCAAAUAAAGAAUUAAAUGCAAGGCUCAUGGGAGGAUAUCAACCUUUGUAAGACUGAUGAGUGAACAAGAAAAAUAAUGGGAAUGGGAAACAGCAGUUGCAAAAGACAAGGAUGUGCAUUUUAUUGUAAUGAUAAAGAUGAUUUCUAAAUAACUGUUGACAACUGUGAAGUAUGGUAACAAAACAUUUUAUUCUUAUUAGAUAAUGUAAACAGUAUUCAGGCUUUGAUUCAUAUACUUAACAGACACUGAUGAAUGUGUAUAUGGAACUGUUUGUAAUUAUGAAAACAAAAUCUCAUUGUUAUCUAGGAAAUGGUACUAACAAUUAUUCAUACAUAAAAAGAUAGGCUAGUUGGCAUAUAUUAUGCACAAAAAUAAGUCAACUCCAGCUAGAUCACCUACAAAAUCUAGGCCUAGAAAUGUAUACCCAUUGUAUAAAAACAAGUGGUUUAGAAUUGUCAAAAUUGGUCAGACAAUGUGUCCAGUGAAUUCUAUAGCUUAUCAAUACUGCUGUUGCUUUGUCGUAGACUUUGUUUUCUUGUCAAUUUAGUAUAUUAUGAAACAUUUACAUUGUAAGAUCAGGUGCUUACAAAUAUCAUGGCAUUGUGUAAUCAGAGGCAUUCUGUUGAUACUAUAAGUAAUCAAAUAUAUUAUUUUCCUGCCUCAUAGAAAUAGGUAGGUAAUGAAAAUAAAAUAUGAGAUCAGCAUUCAUUAACAUGUAUAACAUGAAAGUAUAAUGGGGAGCAAAUGCAUAUUAGGUCAUAUUGCUCCUUCCUAUUUUACCAGAAUAUCAUAAUACUGAAAAGUUUCUUGACAGUUUGAUCGAGUACACUUUUGAAUAUAAGUUAUUUAACAUCAAACUUAUAUAAAUCGAAAAGGAUGUUGUACAGGAACCCUUUUUCCUAUAAUCUGCACAUAUUCAUUGUAAGGAACAAUCUUUUGUUCUAUACAUAUUUGAUUGAUUAGUGUUUGUUUAUCUACAAUAUAGAAAUUUGUUAAAAAAUAAAUAUUCAAAAUAAGUAUUUGCAAGAACAUUCCGAGUGAAACAAAUAUAAUUAUAGUAAGGAUAUUCUGGGUCAUCCUGAUUUCCACUUUUAUUGAUAUUUCAGUACUGAAUUGAAAAAAAAGACUAAAUGUUCAUUGUUAUUCAACCUAAACCUUAUAGAUUAUGCCUGUUGUUGAAAGGCAAAUAAUUUUUAACAGGUAGAAGAUGCAGUAUGUGGCUGAGUCAUAAUAUUUUUUGCUUACAAUAAUGAGAGUUUAUUGAGUGCAUUUAAGACAUUUUAAUUAUUAGAUAGUGUAUGAAUAGAAUGAGGAAUUUUACAGUGAUAGAAAAGAUCUCAAUUACUGCAUGUCAGCCUUUUGAUUAUCUUUGUGGUACUUCUUCAGUUACUUUCUGUUCAUUCCAUUUUUUUAUUAACUCAUUCCAUUUUAAAGGAGUCUGACCAGUUAUUGAUGAGGCUACUUUUCUUAUUGUUUUAAGUGAAAUACUCUCUGAAAAUACUCUAGGUAGCAGAUUUGGUGAAAAGGAGCUCUUUCAUCCUUAGAUAGUUUUAAAGAAAUUUUCUGUACAAGAAACAUUUAGACUAACUUCUGUGGGCUCUUUGAAAGCAUUAAAAGUAGACAUUUGUUGUUGGUAGAUUUCUAGAAAGGAAUUGUAAAAUGCAUAAAAUAUAUGAAUUAUUUUUUGUUUCAAAAAUAGCUUAUGCUAUGGACUUCAUAAAAUUGCAUGGACUUGUCAUCAGUUAUGAGUAACACAGAGGGCAACCCCUGUUAUAUUUCUACCCAUUUCUUUUCCUUUUUUCUAUUAUUAUUUUGAGUUAUUGGCAAUAAUGAUGCUUGUACCUGUAUCAGACUGAAAAGCACAAUAUAUAUGCAUUAUGCUUGUCUAUAAACAAAGAAACUUC